Molecule: messenger RNA, 1467 nt
Organism: Vicia villosa (hairy vetch)
Lineage: Eukaryota; Viridiplantae; Streptophyta; Magnoliopsida; Fabales; Fabaceae
Exons: 3
Coding region: 1-1467 (488 amino acids)
Source: RefSeq, a predicted model, not a curated record
AUGUCUAUGCACACUGAAGAUCAACGCCUGCUGAUUCACUUCUUUCAAGAUAGCUUAUAUGGAGCUGCUUUGAAAUGGUACAUGGGUUUGGAUAGUACUCACAUCUGUACUUUCCAUGACCUGGGUAAAGCUUUCAUCAGACAAUACAAGUACAACAUUGAUAUGGCACCAGACAGAGAUCAACUCCGUGCUAUGUCUCAAAGAGAGAAAGAAUCGUUCAAAGAGUACGCACAAAGAUGGCAUGAACUAGCUGCUCAGAUCAUUCCUCUCAUGGAAGAAAAAGAAAUGACCAAGGUGUUCCUUAAAACACUAAGCACAUUUUAUUAUGAGAAGAUGGUAGCAAAAGCUCCCAAUGACUUUACUGAGAUGGUAAACAUGGGGAUGCAACUUAAAGAAGGUAUACGAGAAGGUCGCCUAGUCAAAGAAGCCAGCUCAUCACUAGCUAGUGGUGGCGUCAAAAGAUUUGGUAGUAACUUUGCUAAGAAGAAGGAAGAAACUGUUAGUGCCAUCUCAAGAGGAAGAAAAAGACGGUAUCAAAUUGCUGCUAUGACUCCAGUUGUUAGCCAAGAUCCUCCUCAGAAUAAAAAUCUAGUUCAACUGAGGGAUCCUCCUCCUUCUUCUGCUAAUCCACCAUUUUGGUACAAGGAAGAUGCUCGCUGUGCUUUUCAUAAGAGUGCUCCUGGUCAUACUGUGGAAAAUUGUUACCCUCUCAUUAGUGAAGUACUCAUUCCGGUUAUGAAUACUUACAUGAUAGAUACCAGUGGAUGCGCACUCGUAAAAGCAAGAAUUCAAAGUCUCAUGGAUCGAGGGCUUAUCCAAAUUCUCAGAGAUAGAGAUGAGAAUAAUGUCAACAUGAUUGGAGAAUGUUCCACCGUGAAGUAUGUGCCUGAUGUUUGCACUGUGCACGGACCCUUACGAAUGAUACACGAGAAAUGGGUCCAAAACGGAUUAAUUGACUUUAGCCAUGAUAGCUGCCCCGCUUGUAAAGGAAGCACACGAGGUUGUGCUUAUCUACAAGAAGAUAUUCUGACUCUGAUAGGUAUGAGUUUGCUAGAUGAAGAAAUCAAGGAAAGAAAAGGACACAAUUACGUUGAGGAAGAAAUGACGUAUGGGCCACUUGAUAGUAUGAUGCGAGAAAUCCCUCAAAGGAUUUCAAAGCACAACCGUGACCUAUACAUAUCAGCAAAGUAUAAAGACAACACUUCGACAGAUGUGCUAGUAGACGCUGGUUCAUCUCUGAACAUUAUGCCAUGGAGCACCUUGGAAAGUUUGUUUUAUCAAGGGGCACCUUUUAGACCAAAUGGAGUUAGCGUGUUGACUUUUGAAGGGUUCUCAUGCACUAUGAUUGGAGAGAUUGACCUUCCUAUCCGCAUUGGACCUCAUGACUUUGAUAUCACCUUUCAAGUGAUGGAGAUUUAUCCCGCUUACAACUGUUUGUUGGGAAGACCUUGGAUUCAUAAUGCUUAA